Molecule: messenger RNA, 2635 nt
Organism: Salarias fasciatus (jewelled blenny)
Lineage: Eukaryota; Metazoa; Chordata; Actinopteri; Blenniiformes; Blenniidae
Gene: tal1
Product: T-cell acute lymphocytic leukemia 1
Exons: 4
Coding region: 222-1436 (404 amino acids)
Biological process (GO): regulation of transcription by RNA polymerase II
Molecular function (GO): protein dimerization activity; RNA polymerase II cis-regulatory region sequence-specific DNA binding; DNA-binding transcription factor activity, RNA polymerase II-specific
Source: RefSeq, a predicted model, not a curated record
UACUGAGGGAGCGCGCUGGAUGCGGCGAGGAAUAACUCACACACACACGCACGCACACACACACACACACACACAGUGCUCCACAACUGGCAAGAAAAAAAAAAAAAAAAAAAGAAAAAGCUCAGACAUGGAUGACCCACUCACAAAAUGGCUCCACUUACACAGUAACAUCAACAACACGGCUGGAACGGAACUGUAGCGAGUGGUGAGACGGUGUGAAAAUGAUGGAAAAACGGCAGCAGGAUCUUUGUCCUGGAAGUCCCGACGCCGGGUCCGGUCCUGGAAAGCGGGAGGACUCCUUCACCAUCUCCAGACGGAACGGAUGCAAGGAGGACGAGGAGCCGAAGGAGGAGAGGGAGGAGGAACGGGAGGAGGAGGAGGAGGAGGAGGAGGAGGAAGAGGAAGAGGAGGAGGAGGAGGAGAGGGGAGGGAGGUACAAGCGGGGCGAGGAGACGGAUGACGUUCCUCUGCAGAACUCGAGCAACGGGACCAGCAUCAGCAUCAUCAUCAACGGGGUUGCCAAGGAAACUGCCUCUCACAACGCCCUUGACCUGAAAAGGGAAGUGCCGGUGAUCGAGCUCUCCAGGAGGGACGCUAUAAAAGCGGUGGAGCACAGGACCGAGAACCAUUUGGUGCCGAUCACGGAACUUCGCAGACCUCCACCGCUGCCGCUGCCGCCGCCGCAACGAGACGACGCUCGAAUGGUCCAGCUGAGUCCCAACGCGUUUCCUGUCCCGGCCCGGGCGAUGCUCUACAACCUGGCGCAGCCUCUCGCCGCCAUCAACAGUCUCGGAGGGGAGUCGGAGCAGUACAGCAUGUACCCCAGCAACAGGGUAAAGCGCCGCCCGGCGCCUUAUGAGGUUGAACUCGACGAGGGUAGGCGCAUUUUAGAUCUUUAUAAGUAUGCCGGCCAGCCCAAGAUUGUCCGCCGCAUCUUCACCAACAGCCGCGAGCGCUGGCGGCAGCAGAACGUGAACGGGGCCUUCGCCGAGCUCCGUAAACUCAUCCCCACCCACCCCCCGGACAAGAAGCUGAGCAAGAACGAGAUCCUGCGGCUCGCCAUGAAGUACAUCAGCUUCCUGUCCAACCUGCUGGAGGACCAGGACGGGAGCAGGAACGUGGGCGGCGCCGCCGACGGGGAGACGGGGCUGCUGGUCGGGGUCGCGGCCCACGAGGGGGGCCCUCAGGGCGGAGCGCAUCAGGACACGGUGGUGGGCCUGGCCAGGGAUGACCUCCUGGAGACCAUGUCCCCGGGAUCCAGCUGCGGAAGCUUGCCCGACGGCGACGCCGAGGGCAGUCCGGAGAGCUUCAUGGAGGACCAGGACUCGCCUCCGGCCCCCAGGACUCUAACGGCGUCGCGCGGGCCGCCGCUGCACCUCGCCUCCAGGGAUCUAAGGCGCAACGGCCGCCCUUUGGACGGGUCCGGCCGCCGAUGAUGCUGAUGUCAAAUGACUGCAGACACAAGAGCUGAGACUGACCAGGAGCCGGGAGAGGGAUUGGGGAAAAGACGGAUCUGCUCAGGACUCUGUUCGCUUUGAGUCACCGGUGCAGAGACGGCGAUCGAGCUCCACGCUGUGUCUGAAGUGGAUCACGACACGAGUGCAUUGUUUCCACAGAUUGUUUGAAUUUGAUCCAACAAAAAAAAAAAAAAAAGACUUGUAAAUUCUGCAUGAAACAGCGGAUUCUAACUUUCUGUGUCUUGAAAGUUCCAAAGACUGACAAAAAGAAAAAUGCUAGAAAUCACAAACAAGCAGAAAGCAAAGCGUUAAAAAUAAUAUUCAAAGAUUAUUCGAGAGACGCUCGGUCAUCGCGUUAAAACGAUAGAUCUGAAGUGCUGCAGGUCAACGGUCCUGAAUUAUCAGCAAAUUAGCCUGGAAUUAAGUGCCAAGUAGAUUUGGAUGUAAAGACGUAGACAAGCAGACUCUCAUCGUUCCCACGCAGUUCCGUAUGUAUUGUAAAUAGCAUCACAUUUUCAACCGGACGAUGUAAAAACAGCGAGGCCGACUGAGGCUGGCGCGGUUCAAGGUGCACCGUCGUCGUGUUUGUCGACGGGGUUUUUACCAGCUGAGUUUUCAGGAAGAGGGAGCAGAGCGUGAAGCAAGCGACUGAACAUGAAACCAGAUGUGGUACCGUUUGCUUCUGUUUGGUGAAGAGAAAAUGGCACCAGACACUUCAGACAGGAGUUUCUUUAUCUAUUUGAAUUUGCUGCGGAGGUACAAGACAUGCAGUGUUCUUAAAAGUGUACAAAAACCGUGGGUCGAAUGAAAUCAUGAACUGACUCCUGCAGUCCUUUUUGAUAUGAAUGUUUCAGUGUUUUUUUUGUUUUUGUUUUUGUUUUUUUUUUUUUGAAGCUGUAACGCAGUUGUAGUUUAGUAAGGUACACAAAAAAAUCCCUUCAUUGCCGCAUUGUACAUGCACACCCACACACACACACACACACUCACACACGCACACACGCAGACGAAACACAGCAGCCACAUGCACACGACCACACAGUGUUAAUAUCAUAAGAACACCAGCAGUUUUCUGACGCUCACUGUUGUUGGUUUUUCUGCUCUUUCAGCAGGACCUAUAGUAGCCUAUAUUGGUACCUUUGGUAUUUUAUGACUUGCAGUAAAAAAAAAAAAAAAAGGGA